AGCUCGAAACAGUAAUAUACUAGGCGGCAGCAAGUUUUACUGUUUUCAUGGAAACUUACCGACUUUGUCAUCGGGUGUCAGGAAUUACUUAUAAGGAGCGAUCCUUUGGAAAGUAAUUUUUCUGAAAGCAAUUCGGGAGACUGGAACAUUUCUUAUUUUUAGUCAUUUUAUAAUCACUUAAACUAUAAACAAGACAGAUAAGGAAGAUUUUGAAGUACCGGUGAGAUGUACGUCAAGUCCAUAGUCAUAGACGGUUUCAAGUCUUAUGCUCAGCGUACGGAGAUCAACGGAUUUGAUCCUCUUUUUAACGCCAUAACUGGACUCAAUGGAAGCGGCAAGUCGAACAUUCUAGAUUCGAUCUGUUUUUUGCUGGGGAUCUCCAACUUGUCUCAGGUUCGAGCUUCAAAUCUUCAGGAUUUGGUGUAUAAAAAUGGUCAAGCAGGCAUCACUAAAGCCACAGUUUCUAUUACAUUUGACAAUUCUGACAAGAAACAGAGUCCCCUGGGGUUUGAAACUCAUGAUGAAAUAACUGUAACUAGACAGGUGGUUAUUGGUGGGAGAAAUAAAUACCUGAUUAAUGGAGUUAAUGCCAAUAACAUGAGGGUUCAGGAUCUUUUCUGUUCAGUUGGGCUUAAUGUAAAUAAUCCUCAUUUUCUUAUCAUGCAGGGAAGAAUUACUAAAGUCCUUAACAUGAAGCCUCCAGAGAUUUUGGCAAUGAUUGAGGAAGCAGCAGGUACAAGAAUGUAUGAAUGUAAGAAAAUUGCAGCUCAAAAAACCAUUGAAAAGAAGGAGGCAAAGCUAAAAGAAGUUGAAACGAUUCUGGAAGAAGAGAUUACUCCAACUCUACAGAAAUUAAAAGAGGAAAGAUCUUCAUAUCUGGAAUACCAGAAAGUAAUGAGGGAGAUGGAGCAUCUCAGUCGCCUUUACGUGGCAUAUCAGUUUGUCCGGGCAGAAGAGACAAAGCUAAAGUCAUCAGAAGAAUUAAAGCAAAUGGAGAAUGCUAUUUUGAAGCUACAGGAAGACAUGGAUGCAAACAAUUGUAGAGUCAAAGAACUCUGCAAAGAAUUGGCUGAUUUGGAGAAAAAGAGAGAUCAAGAUGUAUCUGGGGUAUUGCGGACUUUGGAAAGUGUUCUUGCUGAAGCCCAGAGAGUGGAUACCAAAGCACAGACUACUCUAGACUUGAAAAAGCAAAGUUUGAAGGGGGAGGAGAAGAAGCGGAAAGAGUUAGUAAAGUCAAUGGAGGAGGAUCAAAAAGGUUUGGUGUCUAAAGAGAAGGAACUAACCAAGAUUAGCAAUGGGCUGAGUGCUUUACAGGAAGCAAGUCAGAAAGAUUCCGAGGCCCUAGCAGCAGCUCAGCAACAUUUCAGUGCUGUGUCAGCUGGACUUUCAAGCAGUGAAGAUGGGGAACCAGCUACUUUGGCAGGGCAGAUAAUAAGUUGUAGAAAUGACAUGAGCAAAGCUGAGACUGAAGCAAAACAAGCCCAAAUGAAACUGAAGCAUGCCCAGCAGGAACUUAAAAAUAAGCAGGCUGAAGUGAAGAAAAUGGACACAGGAUACAAGAAGGAUUCAGAUGCUUUUGAAGCUGUGAAAAAGUGCAAGGAAAAGCUUGAAGUGGAGAUUAAAAAGUUAAACUACGAAGAUGGAAAAGAGGAAAAACUUAUUGAAAGACGCAGAGAACUUUCAAGAAAAGUCACUCAACUGAGGGAAGCGUAUGAGUCUCUUAUGGCCAAGUUUCCAAAUCUGAGAUUUGAGUACAAAUACCCUGAGAAGAACUGGGUGGAAACACGUGUGAAGGGGCUUGUGGCAAACCUUUUUACAGUUAAAGAUUCUUCCACAGCCACAGCACUGGAAGUAGUUGCUGGAAGGAAACUGUAUGAAGUUGUAGUGGACACAGAGGUGACUGGUAAGCUAAUUCUGGAGAAGGGCGAGCUGAAACGAAGGUAUACUAUUAUACCCCAAAAUAAGAUUUCUGCAAAAAGUAUUAAUGAAAAUCUGGUAAAGACUGCUAAGAAUUUGGUUGGUGCUGAUAAUGUACACUCUGCUUUGUCAUUGGUGGGAUAUGAACCUGAUCUUCAGAAAGUGAUGGAAUAUGUAUUUGGCAACACUUUAGUUUGUGACUGUCUUGAUAAUGCCAAAAAAGUGGCUUUUGACAAGAAGAUCCUAGUGAAAACAGUCACACUUGAUGGGGACACAUGCGAUCCUCAAGGAACUUUAAGUGGAGGUGCUAGAUUGCAAGCUGCUUCAGUUCUGUCAAAACUUCAAGAACUGAAGGAUGUUCAAAAUAAUUUAAAAUCUAAGGAAUCAGAACUUCGAGAAGUAGAAAAGGAGUUAGGAAGCCUCAAAGGAACAGCAGAAAAAUAUCGACAGCUUAAACAACAGUUGGAUAUGAAAUCUGAAGAAGCUGAGAUUUUGCAAGCUAAGCUUCAGCAAAGUUCAUACCACAAACAACAGGAAGAACUUGAAAUGCUAAAAAGGACUAUUGAGGAAAGUGAAGAAAUUCUGAAGAAAACCAAGGAGGUACAGAUAAAAGCAGAAGACAAAUACAAAGUGCUAGAGAACAAAAUGAAAAAUGCAGAGGCAGAACGAGAGAAGGAACUGAAACAGGCUGAACAAAAACUUGAUGCUGCUAAAAAGAAAGCAGAUGCUUCCAAUAAAAAAUUUAAGGAGAAACAGCAGGAAGUUGAUGCCUUUGUUUUGGAGCUAGAAGAAUUAAAAAGAGAACAGACUGGAUAUAAAGAACAGAUUGAAGCUGUGGAUGAAGCACUGAAGUCCAUUCAAGAGGAGAUUGACCGUAUGGCUUGUGAAGUUUCAAAAAAUAAAGAAGCUGUAAAAAAAGCACAAGAAGACCUCAGUAAGGAGAAGGAAUUGUUAAUGGCAAAGGAGAAGGAAAUUAAAGGGAAAUCUGCAGAAGUGUCAAAGUUCAAAGAGCAAAAUAAUGAAGCACAGCUGAAGAUAAAGGAAAUGGAGCACAGCAUUAGCAAACUAAAAAAAGACAGCACUGAUGCGGCCACUAGAGUGACUAAGAUGCUCGAAGAAUAUGAGUGGAUUACAGCAGAAAAACAUCUCUUUGGCCAGCCGAACACUGCAUACGAUUUUGAAACAAAUAAUCCCAAAGAGGCUGGUCAGCGUCUUAAGAAAUUAGAAGAAACAAAGGAGAAACUAGGAAGAAAUGUCAACAUGAGAGCAAUGACUAUGCUUAGUCAGGCGGAAGAGAAUUACAAUGACCUGAUGAAGAAGAAAAGGAUUGUUGAAAAUGAUAAAGCAAAAAUACUAAUAACUAUAAAAGAGCUAGACCAGAAGAAAAAUGAAGCACUAAACAUUGCAUGGCAAAAAGUAAAUAAAGAUUUUGGUUCAAUUUUCUCGACUCUUCUCCCAGGAGCUAAUGCAAAGUUAGCUCCUCCAGAAGGUCAAGGUGUUCUCGAUGGGCUGGAAUUUAAAGUUGCUCUUGGAAGCACAUGGAAAGAGAACCUGACUGAACUUAGUGGUGGUCAGAGGUCUCUGGUAGCUUUGUCUCUAAUCUUGGCUAUGCUGCUCUUCAAACCAGCCCCAAUAUACAUUCUAGACGAAGUGGAUGCUGCCUUGGACCUUUCUCAUACACAGAAUAUUGGUCAGAUGCUAAAGACACACUUCACACAUUCACAGUUCAUAGUGGUAUCGCUAAAGGAUGGAAUGUUCAGCAAUGCCAACGUUCUCUUUAAAACCAAGUUUGUGGACGGCGUGUCUACAGUUGCAAGGUUCACACAAAGUCAAAAUAACUCCGGAGAAAAUAAAACGAGCAAAAAAUCAAAUGACAGAAGACCCAAGCAAUAAACAGAAUGAUUUUCUCCCCCAGCCUGUGUAAAUUAUACUCCUUUUUAGACUUUUUUUUUUUGUUUUUAAAUAUUAGAAAAUACAUUUUUUUAUUACUGCAAAUGAAUGCUAUCUUCUUCCUUUUCACAUGUGUCAAUAUUCAUUUAUUUAACUCUGUAUCUUUUCAAUGUUUUUGAUUUUUUUUUUUUCUUUUAUUAUCCCUGAUUCUUUUCUAAAUCUUCCACUGGUCCUGUUACACUGUAAAUUUACAUGAAAUAAUAUGUUAUAGCAUUUAGAUUUUUAAUGUAAAUAAAUCUGAGACAUGCAUCAUUUACUGUGUUGUAUUUUAUCAAAUAUUAUGAGUUAAUGGUAACUUUAAUUUCUCCUGCCUUUAAUAAAAUGUUUUUGGAAUGAAACUAGUU
Erpetoichthys calabaricus (reedfish) is the source of this 4211-nucleotide messenger RNA. It is a transcript of the gene smc2, whose product is annotated as structural maintenance of chromosomes 2. Gene Ontology annotation, molecular function: ATP hydrolysis activity; ATP binding; protein binding. Gene Ontology annotation, biological process: chromosome organization. The transcript has 24 exons. Gene Ontology annotation, cellular component: chromosome. The record is from RefSeq and is a predicted model, not a curated record. The coding region runs from base 226 to 3810 and encodes 1194 amino acids. NCBI's taxonomy places the organism in Eukaryota, Metazoa, Chordata, Cladistia, Polypteriformes, Polypteridae.